Messenger RNA from Pyrgilauda ruficollis (rufous-necked snowfinch), 1522 nucleotides. Its product is annotated as somatomedin-B and thrombospondin type-1 domain-containing protein-like. The coding region runs from base 1 to 813 and encodes 270 amino acids. The transcript is spliced from 6 exons. The record is from RefSeq and is a predicted model, not a curated record. Lineage: Eukaryota; Metazoa; Chordata; Aves; Passeriformes; Passeridae.
AUGCCAGCAGCCAGCGCUGAAGAGUUUCGGUUUGUGUCCCCGGGCUGCGCCGCCCGCGGGCUCUGCUGCCCCGGCCGCGACCGCGCCUGCCUGGGCGCCGGCCGGCGGCCCGACGGCUCCGCCGGGCCCUGCUACUGCGACCAGGCGUGUGCCCGCAGCCUGGACUGCUGCCACGACUACGGCCAGGCCUGCCCGGUUGUCCCCUGCGUGGUCUCUCAGUGGAGUGCCUGGAGUGGCUGCGCAGAGCCUUGCAAGACAACCUGUCAGGUCCGGACGAGGCACAUCGUCCAGGAGCCCAGGAACGGGGGAGCAGCGUGUCCUGCUCUGGAGCAGAGGGCUGGCUGUGUGGAGUACUGGACUCGGCGAGGAGCAGAGUGCCAGCACUCCCUCAUCCCAGCAUUAAUAACUGCGGGAGGGUUUGGAAAAGCGAGGCAGAGAAGAGCUGCAGCUGACGGCAGUGAAAGGGCAGGGUACUGUGUGCAGUUCCAGCUGGUGGCCCUGGCGCCGGGCUGCGGGCACAGGCAGCCCCGGCACGGCCGCUGGACGCGCGAGCUCGGCGAGGGCCGCACGGUGUGCGUGGAGUGCCAGCAGCCAGCCCUGCAGCCAGCCCUGCAGCCAGCCCAGCAGCCAGCCCUGCAGCCAGCCCUGCAGCCCCUGCGGCAGCGGUGCCGCAGGGACGGCUCCGGCAGCCGCCAGAACCAGCUGCUGCACUGGCAGGCGAUGGGGAACCAUCGCUGCAGGGGAACCUGGAGGAGGAUUCGCCAGCUGGGCACUUGUUCCUGCCCUUCUGUUCACAGCUUCUUGUUCAUCUGACUUCUCCUGGCAGUCCCAGCAAGCCCAGCGUGCCGCAGCAGCAGGAGCCCCAGCCAAAGAAUGACUUCUCCAUGUCAGGGGCUUUGCUUUCCCUGCCCUUCCAGAGCACCUGGAAUCCUCUCUGGCUGUGUGUGCUCCUCAGUUUCCAAGGAAAUCAGGCUGGGAAGCGCCGAUCUCUUUUUUCCCUGAGAGAAUCUUGUCUGACCUUGAUGCCCUCUUGCAAUUCCUCAUUUCUUGAAAGGAAUGAGAAUUUACCAAAUAACAAAUCAAACAGAAAAGGCCAUAAGAAGCCAGGUUUAAUUAUUCUUUUAAAAAAAUCUUAAUGAAGAAUCAACAAUGCAAAACAAAUUAAUCCAAGUGCCUUCUUUUUGUGGCAGCAGCACUUUGUGGAUACUUCCUGCUCGUGUUUGUGUAUCUGUUCCUUCUAUUUUCAUCCUCCCUGGUCUCAUAAUUUCAUUUAGCCCUCAGUCUUACAGCAGGUUGGUCUUGUGCUGUUGAAGUAAUGACAGAACUUAGAAAUGUGCUUGUCAAAUCUGUGAGAAUAGGGACAAACUGGCCCUUGGACUGAAGUUUCUAGGAACAUCUCUGAGCUGGCCCAAAAUGCAAUGCAGUCCUGGGGCUCUAAAUAGGAAGUCAGCUCAGCUGUGCCAGGAGUGCUGACUAUAGCCAUGUGGUUUUGACUGAGAAAUACUUGAAAUAUUUUCCUUAU